Eimeria mitis is the source of this 1905-nucleotide messenger RNA. RefSeq lists its product as uncharacterized. The record is from RefSeq and is a predicted model, not a curated record. The transcript has 12 exons. NCBI's taxonomy places the organism in Eukaryota, Apicomplexa, Conoidasida, Eucoccidiorida, Eimeriidae. Bases 1 to 1905 code for a protein of 634 amino acids.
AUGGAUCCCUCGGAUUUAGAUUUCGGGCUCCACAUUGAAACCGCGCGGCUUCAAGGGUUCUUAGCCCAGCUGCUUCGUUCCCAAGAGACCAUUCAAAAGCGCCAAGAUGAUCUGGCGUCUGCCUUCGAUGAACUGCUCAAGAAGCUUGCUAGUGGAGAGCAAGGCAUUCAGGAGCACCAACAAACUCUGCAGAAGCUGCAGAAUGACACCGAACGGCUAUCAGAGAGAGUUGAUGCGUUGGAUAAGCUGCGGAUCAGGGAGAAGAUAGAAAGAUAUGACAGUGACCACAAUGAGCUCAAAUCAUUCCAGUCGCAGAUAUCUCUGCUUGAUUCAAAAAUCAAAAGCCAAGAAUCUACUGCGAGCAAUUUACAAGGCCGGCUGGUAGAUAUAGAAAGCAAGCAAAGCAACCUCGACGACCAGUUUAAGGAAAUGUUGCCGGAAUUCGGGUCCCUUAAAGCCGGCCAGACAGCUGCCGCUGUUCAGUGUCAAGCAGCAGAAGCGCGGUGCACUGAGGUAGAGCGGCGUCAAGAAGAGCUUGCGAAUUCCGUCGAAAAUAAAUAUGAGAAUCUUUGGCGAGGCGUCGAGCAGUCCCUUGAAGCCAUAUCGACUGCAGAGCUGCAGAAGUAUCAAAGCGACAUUCAAGCACUCAGCGGGAAAGUGGAGAAACGGAUAAACCUGCGGAUAAGCUACUGUUUGGACAUUCUUACAAAAGCCACUGAAAUGAACAGGCAGAGAGACGUGAAACGAUCUGUACUGCUUAGAUGGAGGGAACAAGCGUGGUUGGCAAGCAGAAGGAAGUUUGGACUUUCGUUGCUAGCCAGUCGAAUUUAUAGCAGAGUUCGCAGCUUCUUCCGCCGAUGGUUUUAUCAAGCUCGAUGGGCCUCGGAGAUCGAGCGUGUGAAAGAGGAGUUUAAAAAGCUAGUACCAGAUGUCGAUGCAGUUCUGGCGGGGACCGUCAAUCCUCGCCUGCAGCUACUAGAGGAGGGAGCUGCAGCAGAGGCCAGGAAGACCGAGUUACUAGUCGAGCGAAAUAAAGAAGUGUGGAGUUAUCUACAAUCAACUAUGGAUCGAGCUCUUGCACUUGAGCAUAAGACUAAAGAAGGCACAGAGGCACUGGAAAGAAUGAGCACCGACAUCGAUAGACAUGCAAACUUCCGUCGGGAUGCUGAAGAGCGUGUGCAAAGCGCAGAAGCUAUGGUUACGCAACUGUCCGAGCAAUUCGCCCUUCUGGCAAGAGACGACGACGUCAAGAACAUGAUGAAGGACAUUUUGCUCAUAUGGACUGCCGUGAAACAGCUUGAUGCCGCAAAGGCAGAUAGGAAGGAACUUGAAAACCUAGGAGUCGAAACAACUGCAAAGAAUGAAACACUGUCGGAAAGCGUUCAAAAACUGGAAGAUUACAAUACUGUGCAGGAUAACAAGGCCAGGCACGAAGAACUCGAAUUCAUGUUCGGACUGGUUGUCAGGUUGGUUGAGGACAUUGCCAAUAUCCAGUUCGGCAAAAUGCAGGCACGUCUGGCGACGAGCGGACGGGCGGGGAUUGGAAGAGUAGAAGCGCGGCCCACUCUGCGGAAACCCAUCAGCAGAGCGAACGAGACAAGCGCUGGAGCCCCCAAAAUAAGCAUGCCUGUCUCAUUCUUGGCAGGGGAGAACGAUGGUACAGAACGUGGUGGUGACAACCAAAUUGUGUCAGAUAUCCGUUCUAAGUCCAAACCGAAUGCGGACUGCAAACUAAGCCAGCCUUCUCUCCAGCCUCAUUUGCUUCCAGACUUCAAAAACAAACAGUUCUCCAGGUCUCCGGCGGUGGCAGCGUUUGCUGAUUGGGUUAGCGAUGUCCAAAAAGCAUUGAAGUUAGAGUACAGCCCAUCUGAUUUUAGUGGUACCCAGGCUCAUGCAAGCAGAUAG